Sphaerodactylus townsendi is the source of this 3479-nucleotide messenger RNA. It is a transcript of the gene GSAP, whose product is annotated as gamma-secretase activating protein. The coding region runs from base 1 to 1842 and encodes 613 amino acids. Gene Ontology annotation, cellular component: trans-Golgi network. The transcript has 21 exons. Lineage: Eukaryota; Metazoa; Chordata; Lepidosauria; Squamata; Sphaerodactylidae. Gene Ontology annotation, biological process: positive regulation of amyloid-beta formation. The record is from RefSeq and is a predicted model, not a curated record.
AUGCUGGACCCCCCGCAGCGCCCGCAGCGCCCUUCUCACAUGCUGGGAAAUGUCUCCUGGGAAAUGCUUGUGUACUUGGAAUGUGACUAUUAUCAAGAGCAAGAGACAGAAUCUCAGCCUUUGAAUCUGCAAGUUUUUACAAGUGAAAAAGGAAGCAUGUGCAUGUGUUACUGUAUUGCCCCUGUUAAUCCUGGAGAAGUGACUUAUUCUAUAUUCUUUUUACAUAAAGGUUAUAGUAAAACAUAUUCUGUCGCUUUAGAAAGGAUGGAUUCUUUGCAAGUGAAAGAUCUAGUGUUUUUUAAUCUUGAUUAUUAUGUGGCUGUUUUCUUGCCUGGGCAUUUUCUGCAUCUUGUCAACACUCAGUGUCCUGACCUGAUGUGCUGCAACUUCUUUCUGACAGGUGAAGAUGCAAAAAUUAAUGGAUUGCACAGGAGCACUAUUGUUUCCCCUCUCAAAUCAAUGGUCUUGGAUAUCAGCACAGGAAGAAUAUUUACUCCUGAAAUAAACAAGCAAGCUUUGUUACAGUUCCUGUGGAACAGCAAAUUGGACAGUGACAGAUUAGCUGCACUGCAUUGUCUGCUGCUGCAUAUUGGGAGCACAACAGAGCUGGAAACUGAGAUUAUUAAAUGGAUUUCUGAGAAUGUGUCAACUUGUAUUACGUUCGACCCUAUACAAGAAUUUGUUAUUGCUUCUUUGUACUGGCGAUUGUGUCCAGAGGCCAUCAAUCUGGAUAAACAUUUGCCAUAUACAUCACUGGUGUGCUGGAAUGAGCUCAUUCAUGGAAUAACAUGCACAACUCACAUAAUCUCGUUACCGAUGCUGAAGGUGCAAAAUUGUAAAGGUUUCUGGGAAAAGCUGACUUCAAGCCUGGAAUGUGUGAAUUUUGCCGAACCACAUUUGCGUUUCAACAGCAAGCUGCUUUGGAGGGAGUGGGAAAAACUGCAUUUGGAUGAGAGGACUAAAGGGAAGAGAACCACAAUAUAUAUGACAACUAUAUUCGAAUAUGCAAAAAAGGUGCUUUCUAACUUCAAUACAUGUUACACAGAAGAAAAGCUAGUUCCUCUCCUCCAAGAUGAAGAUUACCAGCAGCAGUUGCUAACAGGACUGAUGGUUGUACAGUUGAAAGAUCAUCUCAUGAGACACCUACAAUAUGUUGGUCAAAAGAGGACUGAAGAGAUAGCUGUGGAUUAUGUUUCAAAACUGCUGGAUCUAAUGUAUCAGAUAAUGGAAAAUGUUUGGAAGAAAUAUAGUCUUGAUUCAUGGAUCUUUUCUCUUAGACAGCAAGGCAGUUCGAAAGAGAUUCAUAUGUUCCACUUCAUGUGUCGGAUGCUGAAGGCUGCAAGCGAGAUGUGUCUACCUCUGCCUCCUGGGUUUCAUACUCUGCAUACAGGCCUGGGAGUACAAUGUCUCCCUUUAUACACACUUCUGCUCUACAUUGAUCAAGGAGUGCUGCAUCUGACAGAAACAUGUGUUUUGAAACUUUUGAAAGAACUGGACAAGACUGAAAAGACUGAAAAACUGAAACUUGGUAUCCUCACAAGGCUUCCCGAGGCAAUUGGUAGCAAGGUUGGUCAGCUGCCUGAUGUUCCUGUUGGCUCCACCACUGUUGUGCGGAACUAUGUUAAACUCUUGUUUGAGAAGCUCAGGAAUAAAUGGCCCAGUAUGUCAUCAGUGGACAGAACAUCAGCCCAUAUUGAGUUUCUUCCUCUCAACUACUUGAUCACAAUAUUGUCAGAAAUGGAUCAUCAAGGAGGGGUUGCUUCUGUGGACCAAGGUACCGUGAAUGUAAGACUUGUUGAAGAGGUGGCCCUGAAGCACACUACGAUGCUCUUGGGCCUGUAGUACUGCUGCUGAAAACUGAAUUGGUUACUUCAAGCAACAUCUUACCUUUGCCACAUGUAUUCACAAGUAUGCAAAUAAAGAGCCUCGAAAUAAUUUUUAAAAAACCCUGCCGCUUGUAGGAAAAGAUAUAUGGAAUUGAAAAAAUCUUGGUAUUCAGCGGUAAUAUUGAAACAUCUGUUGCUUGAAAAGAGUUCACUUUUUGUUUACACUUUUAAUGAAUGGGGUAUAUUGCAGAAAUUGUACAUAUUAGAAAUUGGAGCCCCUAUGGGGUAUUUACAGACAAGUUCUAAACUACAAUCAAUUCUUCUGCUACAAUCUGCAUUUUACAGCAGCUCAUGUAUGCAAAAAAUUGAGAUUGUGUGCUGUCCUGAAAGUGAAUAACCAAGAAUAUAUAUAUGAAAGUGAUAACUACUGGCAGCUGUUGUACAAUGAUGUGUAUACAGAAAGUCCACUUAAGUAACUGUACAGUGAGAGUCCUGCAUUAUAAAUGAAAAAAACCCUCUUUCUAAAUGAGAGCAAUUGUAUAGUUUUGAAUCGAAAUAUUAGUAUCUUCUGGGUUUUGUAACCAGAUAGGGGGUGUUCUAAUAUCUCUCAUCUGUUUUGUAAGGGAGACAAUAAUCUUUGGGAACGCUAUUUGUAACUAUGCCAUUGCAAUAAUCUUCCGCCUUGCUAACCGUGUCUGGAGUCUGGAAGUUGAAAACUUCAAAAUCUUGUUGAUAGCAGUCAAUAAGAGAGGGCGGCACAUGACUAUGUUUUCUCAGUUAACGGGAUUUGAAAAUGUUUAACGUCUUCUGGAUCACACCCACUAUUUCUAGAGUGUAUCAAUGUUAAGAAGAAUUACUGUUUUAAAUCGGCUCUCUACCUUGCCUGCAGAUUAUUUCCCAAUCAGAUUUGCUAGCAUGGAGCUUCCCUAUUUGUUUUCUUAGCUGUGAUCUAUGACAGAGAUUGAAAAAGAUGUGUGCUGGCUUCCAGCAGGGAUACAUUUUUUGUUUCCAACAUGCUGGCAUGCCGUUAAACUGAGGUAAUUGCAACUAGAAAAACUGUCGUACAAGUGUUUGCUUGACCUGUAAACAACAUGUUUGAAAAGAAAUUAAAUCAAGAGCCGCUACCCUGACUUUUGCACACUUGAGUCCCGUUGAUCCAAAUGAGACAGAAGCCCACAAAACAGUACAGGAUUACAGUCACACUCAGUUCUUUCACAUAUUGUGUACUUCUUCCACUAUAUCACCAAAACAAAUGAGAAAUUAUAUGUCACAUGUCUUGGAAUCACAUGGCUUGGAUCUUAUAAAUUGCUACGGUAAAGAAGCUUAUGGAAGAUGUCUUACUUGCCCCCUUUCCCAGCAGCCCUCUGUAACUCUAGAAAAGAAGAUACUGGGAACUAGGGGAACUUUGGGAGAAAAAUGGUACUGUACAUGAAGCACUGCAGUGAGGAGUUAGAACUGCAUGGAGUUGCUACAACCUUCCUCUUUCAGGAGAACAAGAAACUACUAGUGAGUAAAAGAGAGGAGGAGAUGAUUAUUGCAAAUUCUAUAGACCCUGUCACAUUUUGUCCACAAGACUUCCAUGACCCCAGCAUCUGUGUAACAAGGAAAAGGCUAGAAAAAUCGGCAUUUAACUGAUUAACUGGAUCCCCUAAG